AUGAGUCAGUACGCGCCAAAUUCGUCGCAGCGCUCUAAGGAGCAGCAGGAUUACUUAUCGUGUCAACCGGCUGCAGCAACCGAUACCAUGUCUUUGAACCAGCGAAAUAGCAUUUUGGACCCACAUCUGUCAGUUUUGCAUCUCUUGGAACGCGCUGAACAGCAUGCACCAACCAGUCAGUCCGAAAUAGCUCCGUUCAAAAGACCCGAAUUUAUACGAUCUCCAUCGCCGCCCAAGACAUGUGCCUCAGAAGUCAUGAACCGCAGCAUCUCCGAUUCUUGGCAGUCCAUCAAACGAACGGAUUAUUCAAUUCUCAAUGUGUUGAACGAUCCUGCCACUCACCACCACCACCACCAGCAGCAGCAACAAAACCAACAUCAACACCAACAACAGCCUGUUGGCAUUCUUUCGUCGUCUGACACUUCAGAGGACGAGCCUGAUCAUUUUCUGUCACCAUCUCCGAACCAUUACAGCUUUAGCGGUAAUGUGAACACGAUUUUUUCAGAGCCACCGCAUGCCUUGGAGACCCCGGCGUUGGGUGCGUAUCGUGAUCCCAGCUUUCAGAUAGCCAGAACAGGCAAUCAAAGUUUUAGUGCCGAUGGCGCCGUCAACGACAACGACAACGAUAAUGAGACGGUGACAUUGAGUUUGAUGAAUUCGUCGCACUCUUUUGUCAUGCCAAAACUGUCUGUGGUAAAACCAUCUCAAAAGUUCUGCAUUUUGAUUGUAGGGAAGCCGGCCCAAAGAUUCUACCGCGAUAUUCCAAAGUCUUACCGCAAGCUGUUUGAUGUCUGUGACGCGGAAAGUCUCGAUUCCCGCCGAAUUAAUCAAUACAGUGCCGUUAUGAUAAUAUUCACUGAACCUAAACAUGAACCGCCGCUUUUAGAAAAAGUGGCAUCACAAAACAACAACAUCAUAGCCGUUUGUCAACGAGGUCAGCAACAGCAAAUAUCUGGACUUUUAGGACGCUUUUCGAGUUCACACGAGUUGCGCUUAAUUUACCAUUUAACGGUGAUUUCAGACCAUCAAGAUGUCCAUCGCCUGCUCCGGUAUUUGCACAGUUUGAGUUCGGAGGUGGAUUCGGGCUAUGAAACUGAGGCUGGCUCUCGCAAAAUUCGCAAGCGUCGCAAAUCCCAGAAAAAGAGACCUAACAAUGGCAGUCUCAAUCGGUGGGUGAUGUGGAGCAUAUCGCUGACUGUUGGUGUGGGAAUUGGUUACUGCCUUUCUUGUGUCUUGUCCUCCGCAGUAUCAAUUCGGAGCGGCGCUUUGGCCAUAGCGUCUGCCAAUGAUGGGACCGGGUUGGACGAGGUGCCUGUGUCGUCCCAAGAACAUACUCUUGACAACUACAUUCGUCAGCUGGUUCUGGCGUUCAAAAAGGCCGUGAAGCAGGUCAACUUGUCCUGCAAGCAGUACUUGAAUGGUCAAUCGCUGCUCGUCCUUUGGAUGCAACGGAUGGGCAAAGAGUGGAUGUCUGAAGACUCUGAUUCCACUUUGCCUGGUGUGGCAGCGUUGGACCUAGUACUAGUGUAG
Molecule: messenger RNA, 1530 nt
Organism: Lachancea meyersii CBS 8951
Lineage: Eukaryota; Fungi; Ascomycota; Saccharomycetes; Saccharomycetales; Saccharomycetaceae
Source: the annotation of a GenBank genome assembly